UUUCUAAACCUCAAAUCUAAUAAGCACUUGAGGGAAAAAGGAAUGAUGAUCAUCCGAAUAUCAUCUUUCUUUGCUUUCUUAGUACUGCUAACGAUUGAAUCAGCAGCAGGCCAGGCUCUGGUGAAGCCUCGUUGUCAAGAGCUUUGUGGGAAUGUCAGCAUUCCAUACCCCUUUGGAAUCGGAACAGAUUGCUACAUGGACAAAGGGUUUGAGGUCUACUGUAACGCUUCCGAAAUUCCGAGUAUAAUCCUAAACAGCGAAAAAUUAGAGGUACUGUAUAUCUCUCUUGAUCCCAGCUUUAUUAGCAUCAAACUACCCAUAAACUGCACGGACUGUGACAAAAUCUUGGAACAUUUGAGUCUUUAUGAAAGUCCUUUUAGGUCUGUCUGGUCAACCAUCGACGAACAUUAUGUUCCAGGGGUGUUAGAAUGGGCGAUUACUGAGGAGGAUGUAUCACAAUUACCACGUACAAAUGAGAGUGCAUUUAAUUGUUCCGAGUUUACUGGUAUUAAUGAUACUAUAGGUUAUGCUUAUCAUAUCUUGUUUCCCUUACCUUUUUUACCAACUCCACCUCCACCUCCACCUCCAACCUUCCGAACCCGCACAAUCACCCCUAGCCCCGCGCCCUCAAGCCCGCCGAAACCGCCAAGUAAACAAUGCGUUUGUGAACAUGGAUUUCAAGGCAACCCUUAUCUACCUCAUGGAUGUCACGGUGAACUUCUAUCUCCUCCACUUUUUCUCUAGUUAUAUCUGUGUCUCGUUUCUUUUAUUUGUAAUAUUUAAUAUUUAUUUUUUUUUACAAUCAUCUAUCAACUGAGUUUUGUUUGAAAAACAUUAAACACAAUAAGAAAAAAAAAAAAUUUAG
Molecule: messenger RNA, 865 nt
Organism: Rubroshorea leprosula
Lineage: Eukaryota; Viridiplantae; Streptophyta; Magnoliopsida; Malvales; Dipterocarpaceae
Source: the annotation of a GenBank genome assembly